Messenger RNA from Quercus robur (English oak), 1593 nucleotides. RefSeq lists its product as uncharacterized. NCBI's taxonomy places the organism in Eukaryota, Viridiplantae, Streptophyta, Magnoliopsida, Fagales, Fagaceae. The record is from RefSeq and is a predicted model, not a curated record. The transcript has 5 exons. Bases 142 to 1020 code for a protein of 292 amino acids.
AUAAAAACCCGAAAAAAGAGAGAAAAAAAAGAAAAAAAUUGUAAAACCCUAAAAUCUAAAACCCUCAGUUCCUCUGUCUGUAGAGUGAAAAGUGAAAUAGAAAGAGUUUAAAUGUAGUUGGUGUGGAAGUGGAUUUCAAACAUGGGAAAGAAUCUGAUGGCAAGAAUAGCAGCAGCUGGAACCCAGUCCUUGAAAUUCAACAACCAAUCCCGUAACAAAGUAAAAAAUAUUGAUCAGUGGCGUAGAAAUUUCAAUUCCAAUUCCAAUGCUGCCUCUGUUCCUGACUCUGACAGAGUAGUUCGUACCAGGCUCUCCAAACUUGAACGUCAAGCUAUAGUCGAAUCCUUUGUUAGCAAGUAUAGAGAAAUGAAUGGUGGAAAAUUCCCAACUGCUUCUUUUGCAGUUAAACAAGUGGGUGGGUCUUAUUAUACUGUUAGAAAAAUCAUUCAGGAGCUACAAUACAAGUCUAAACUGUCUUCCUCGGAUACCAGGAAAGGAACUCCAACUAUAUCCUUUCUGUCGUCUCAACUAAAGCCUGCAAUGCCGGGUAGUCACUCUGAUAUCGAUGCAAAACAAAGCGAUGUCCUUAAAGUGGAUGCUGAAGUUUCUCCUUGCUUAGAGAAACCAGAGGAGGAAGCUCAGGAAAAUCAUCUGCUAAAAGAAGAAACUGAGGAUGCUUCUCUUUCGUGUCUACAACCAUCUGAGAAUGUUAAUGCUGAAGAAGUUUCUCCCUUAUGUUUUGAGAAACCUGCAGAUGACAAAAAGGAGGAUGCUCAGCACAAUGAUUUUGAAAAAGCAGAGGAUGGUAAACAAGAGCAAGCUGUUGAUCACAACUUGCCAAAUGUUGAUGGUCUAGGGUCUAUAGCGGAGCAAGAUCAAGGAUCCAUUGAACUAGACAAAAAUGUGAAAGAUGUUUCUACUAGGCAGAAAAAUGAUGCAGAAGUUCCUAGGAAAUCAUCUCUGUGGGGAAAUCUGAAGUCAUUAGCAGAUGGUAUCAUCAACAUUUGGAGAAAAAUGUAAAUUUUUGUCCAGUGCUUUGCAGCUGCGAACUUUGAAGGCUGCAGCUGGUAGCUCGAUUGUUUUGAACCAAUCAAAACAUGAUUUUUUUUUUCCAUUCCCAUUGACAUCGUGGACUUGGAGAGAGAGAGAGAGAGAGAGAGAGAGAAUCUGAUAAUUUGGUGCAGGUAGUAGAGUUUGUGCCAUCUUGAUGAUCUGGUGUAGGUCCCGACUUCACAACAACGAUGACUUAAGAUAUGUUCUAGUGUGCUACAAUUGAAUUGGAAGCAGAAUAGAUCAAAACGUGGCAAACUUUCUUUUAGGAAAAUUUGGACUGUAUAUUGUUUCAUAGAGGAAAUGGAAUUUGCGCAGUGUACAGUGGGUUAGAACUUUUAUAUUAUAUAUAUCAGCGGGCAGGUGGAGGGUUGGGAAAUGUUGACUAGUCAAAUCUAACGAUGUGUGAUUUUGAAGAAAAGAUGAAUUGAUCAUACACGAAAGCAUAAACUGAAUAUGGAUUCCUUAUUUUAUUUUAUCUUUUUUUGUUGUAUUUGAAUUAUUCCUACUAUUCAAUUGAUUUUGGUAGUUACUUACAUUGUA